AUGAUUGUCAAUAAGUAUUGGGAAAGGAUUAGGUUAAACCCUAACUGGCCAAUUAAGUCAUUGGCAGACACCAUUACAACAGAGCACAAUGUCAAAGUUGACCUGCAGAAAGUGAGAAGGGCAAAAAUUAAGGCUCUCACAAUAAUUGAGGGUACUGCAUCUGAACAAUUUGCAAUGCUUUGGGGUUAUGUAGAAAAGAUUAGAAGUAGUAAUCCAGGAACAACAAUUUCCAUGAAGGUGAAAGAAGUUCCAAAAGUUCAUGAAGAGGAUGCGCAAAUGCCCAAGUUUAAGAGAUUGUAUUUGAAGAAGAGUUUCCAAAAUGCUUGUAGACCAGUCAUUGGAGUGGAUGGUUGUCAUUUAAAAAGGCCACAUGGCGGAGUGUUGUUGACUGUAGUGGGGAUGGAUGCAAAUAAUUGUAUAUUCCUAUUUGCCUAUGCCAUUAUUGAGAAGGAGAAGAAGAAAACACGGUUGUGGUUUCUGAAUUUGUUGGGGAAAGACUUGAAUAUUGUGAAUUCUCAUUAUUACACUUUCAUAAGUGACAAACAGAAGGGCCUAAUUGAUGCAGUGGCUGAGCUCUUUCCAAAUGUCUCACGUAGGUUUUGUGUGGGUGCAGUUGGAUGGAUUCCUAGAUGGAAUGGGGGUUCUCAAUAUGAAGUUGUUGGCCCAUAUGGUGAGCAAUAUAAGGUGGACUUGAAAGAAUGGACUUGUGGAUGUAGGAAAUGGGAUCUGUCAGGCCUUCAUUGUGUCCAUGUUGUGGCUGCUGCAAACUAUAUGGAUGAAAAACCAAAAAAGUAUGUGCAUCAUUACUAUAAAGUUGAAAACUACCUGAGGAUUUAUAAGAACAUGUUGACUCCAAUCAAUGGUAGACAAGUCAAUAUGGUAAAGUGCUACCACCUGAUGUAA
Molecule: messenger RNA, 903 nt
Organism: Camellia sinensis
Lineage: Eukaryota; Viridiplantae; Streptophyta; Magnoliopsida; Ericales; Theaceae
Source: RefSeq, a predicted model, not a curated record